GAAUAGCUAUUCACAGUCAGACAGAACCACUUAUCACGUUUUGCAGUAUCUCCUGAGGAAGUCAGAAUCUGAGCCAGCAUGAAGACGGAAUCUUGUCUUCGAUCUGAUUUGCAAACCGUACUUUUAUUCUAAUCAUGUGCAAGGUGGAGGUUAUAGCGUGGGAACUAAAAUCUUACUUCCUGCCUGACACAGCUCACUUCAAGAAGUGCACAAUGUCAGAACGUGGAAUUAAAUGGGCUUGUGAAUAUUGUACGUAUGAAAACUGGCCAUCUGCAAUCAAGUGUACUAUGUGUCGUGCCCAAAGACCUAGUGGAACAAUUAUUACAGAAGAUCCAUUUAAAAGUGGUUCAAGUGAUGUUGGUAGAGAUUGGGAUCCUUCCAGCACCGAAGGAGGAAGUAGUCCUUUGAUAUGUCCAGACUCUAGUGCAAGACCAAGGGUUAAAUCUUCGUAUAGCAUGGAAAAUGCAAAUAAGUGGUCAUGCCACAUGUGUACAUAUUUGAACUGGCCAAGAGCAAUCAGAUGUACCCAGUGCUUAUCCCAACGUAGGACCAAGAGUCCUACAGAAUCUCCUCAGUCCUCAGGAUCUGGCUCAAGACCAGUUGCUUUUUCUGUUGAUCCUUGUGAGGAAUACAAUGAUAGAAAUAAAUUGAACACUAGGACACAGCACUGGACUUGCUCUGUUUGCACAUACGAAAACUGGGCCAAGGCUAAAAGAUGUGUUGUUUGUGAUCACCCCAGACCUAAUAACAUUGAAGCAAUAGAAUUGGCAGAGACUGAAGAGGCUUCUUCAAUAAUAAAUGAGCAAGACAGAGCUCGAUGGAGGGGAAGUUGCAGUAGUGGUAAUAGCCAGAGGAGAUCACCUCCUGCUACGAAGCGAGACUCUGAAGUGAAAAUGGAUUUUCAGAGGAUUGAAUUGGCUGGUGCUGUGGGCAGCAAGGAGGAACUUGAAGUAGACUUUAAAAAACUAAAGCAAAUUAAAAACAGGAUGAAAAAGACUGAUUGGCUCUUCCUCAAUGCUUGUGUGGGGGUUGUAGAAGGUGAUUUAGCUGCUAUAGAAGCAUACAAGUCAUCAGGAGGAGACAUUGCACGUCAGCUCACUGCAGACGAAGUACGCUUGCUGAACCGUCCUUCUGCCUUUGAUGUUGGCUAUACUCUUGUACACUUGGCUAUUCGUUUUCAGAGGCAGGAUAUGCUAGCAAUAUUGCUUACAGAGGUGUCUCAACAAGCAGCAAAGUGUAUUCCAGCAAUGGUGUGUCCUGAACUGACAGAACAAAUCCGGAGAGAGAUAGCUGCCUCUCUUCAUCAGAGAAAGGGGGAUUUUGCUUGCUAUUUUCUGACUGACCUUGUAACAUUUACAUUGCCAGCAGAUAUUGAAGAUUUGCCCCCGACUGUCCAAGAAAAAUUAUUUGAUGAGGUGCUUGAUAGAGAUGUUCAAAAAGAAUUAGAAGAAGAAUCUCCAAUUAUUAACUGGUCCUUGGAAUUGGCUACACGUUUGGACAGUCGAUUAUAUGCACUUUGGAACCGGACUGCAGGAGACUGCCUACUUGAUUCAGUACUACAAGCUACCUGGGGCAUCUAUGACAAGGACUCGGUGCUUCGGAAAGCCCUGCAUGACAGCCUGCAUGACUGUUCACAUUGGUUUUACACACGCUGGAAAGAUUGGGAAUCAUGGUAUUCUCAGAGCUUUGGUUUACAUUUUUCCUUGAGAGAAGAACAGUGGCAAGAAGACUGGGCAUUUAUACUCUCUCUUGCUAGUCAGCCUGGAGCAAGCUUGGAGCAGACGCACAUUUUUGUACUGGCACAUAUUCUUAGACGACCAAUUAUAGUUUAUGGAGUAAAAUAUUAUAAGAGUUUCCGGGGAGAAACUUUAGGAUAUACUCGGUUUCAAGGUGUUUAUCUGCCUUUGUUGUGGGAACAGAGUUUUUGUUGGAAAAGUCCGAUUGCUCUGGGGUAUACAAGGGGCCACUUCUCUGCUUUGGUUGCCAUGGAAAAUGAUGGCUAUGGCAACCGAGGUGCUGGUGCUAAUCUGAAUACUGAUGAUGAUGUCACCAUCACAUUUUUGCCUCUGGUUGACAGUGAAAGGAAGCUACUCCACGUGCACUUCCUUUCUGCUCAGGAGCUAGGUAAUGAGGAACAGCAAGAAAAACUGCUCAGGGAGUGGCUGGACUGCUGUGUGACAGAGGGGGGAGUUCUGGUCGCCAUGCAGAAGAGCUCUCGGCGGCGAAAUCACCCCCUGGUCACUCAGAUGGUAGAAAAAUGGCUUGACCGCUACCGACAGAUCCGGCCGUGUACAUCCCUGUCCGAUGGAGAGGAAGAUGAGGAUGAUGAAGAUGAAUGACAAAAAAAUCGAACAGCAGAAGACCAAGGCAUCAGAUCUGUAAUGACCCUAAAGUUAGUGUGGUGCUCGAAGCAGAGUCGACAUCAUGGAAUGAACCAAAUCUGGCAGGAUCUGCUCGGGGAAGUGUUUUCCUGGACCACACACACCUAAUGGAGAUAAUGCCUCUGCUGCGUGAUGGGACAGAGAACUUUAGUUGGACUACAGUUUGUAAAAAAAAAAAAAAACCUAAUUUUAUUAAGACAGAACUUUUUUUCCUUUCAAAUUGUAAAUCUGUCUAUAAAUGUAACGCAUGUGGUUGUGUAAGAAAUUGUGUAAUAGGAAAAGUUGUACCAGCAUCUUCAUAUUAUUGAGAAAAUUUUUUCAGCAUGGGCACUUAGAAAAAGCACAUGGCAAAUGGCUCUUUGUUCCUUUAAGAUAUUAUUUCAGUAGAACCUGACAUUCUACUUUAACCUUAAAAGAUCCAUCUAAGUCUCAGAGAUCUGGAAACGUUUUGUACAGAUUAUCUACACCAAAACAUAAAAAUAACCUUUUAUUUUAUUAAUGAUUUAGUUCCUGUUGUGCCCAAUCCAAUCAAAUCUUUUAGGAACAAACUGCAAGAAGAGCUAAGAAUGUUUUAGAGUGAACUAAAUAUAGACAUUGCUUACUUGUUUUGAAGAGGGUUUUGGUUUUGGUUAUUGUGUCUUCAGUUUUCUGAUAUGCCCCCUUUCGAUAUUUAGAUAUUUAUUUGUUGGGAAGAAUACCUUAAAAUGAGGGUUCUUAUUCCAGAUUCUGGGCAGUGGUCUGAGUAGUUUUUUUCCUGGAUGAAAAGGGAGCAAGCCCACUUGUCACUAAAUGAAUUGUGUGCAGUUUGCUCACUUGGACUCCAUCCACAGUGUACUACUCUCAAAUUGCCAUGCCAUAGGCCUUCGGAUUCUUCCUUUCAUCACCUCUGCUCUAAGCAAAUCUUGUUAGAAGGGCAUGGCAUGCCUUUGCUUAGGCAGAUUGGGAACACCCAUUCACUACAGAAUAAAGAUUUUAAAAAUGCAAUAAGGUGGUAAAUGCAUUCUAUGAAGAAUUUCUCAGUGUUUAGUCUGAGAAUUUUUGCAUGUUGGUUAAUUGUGGCCAUUCUUAUUUAAAGUUAAAAUUAUAAUCUUAGGUAGAAAAACUUUUUUAUAAGAAGUAUUAUUUGACCACUUCAGGUAUACAUUCAAUACUGGGUAAAAAUUUCAGACCUAUCUCAGGAACACAGAAAUACUUGGUGUCCUGAUAAGCACUUUCUAGACUAUUGAUGUGGCCAGGAAUUUGGAAGGAUCACACACACACACACACACACACUCACACACACGCACACACACACACAUAUUUUUUUUUCCCUUCCCUGUGAUGAAAAGGCUGUGAAAACCUUAAAGUAUUUGCUUGUUUUUUAGUUGAUAAUGAAAUGUGUACAACCUCAAAUUUGCUGCCAGAAUGAUACUAAAAAUAGAAAAAUACCCACAAAACUGUCAUGUCUUUAGUUCCGCCCCCCAAAAACUCAGUAAAAAAGUGUUCCCAGGAUGAAAAGAUCAUUUUUGCUGCAUGCUAAAUCUUGCAGGAAAAAAUGAUUUUUGUAGUAUGAUUCCGUAGAAAUGAAUCUUUGAUAUAAUGUAAAUGCUGCUGUUUCAAGUGGUGAAUGUGUUCUUAAAAAUGGGCUAUACUGUUUGCUUUCAUUUUGGCCAAUAAUUAGUUAAUCGAGUUUGUAGAAAAUGUUAGCAUUCUGACUACUUAGCAUCUGUAGUAACUUUUCUCUAUGUAUAGGGAUAAUUUUUUAGUGGGCAGAGAUCCUGUUCUAGUUGCCUGUUAAGCAAAAUCUGCCCUCCCAAUUGAAGAAGCCAAAGAGAAUUGUUCGGGGGAGAAGCAUGUAGCCAUUGCAGUCUGCGUUGCAGCAGCGUUGUCCAGCGAGUGUAUGCUCCGUACUUAGCUUCUACUGUGUGUCGUGGUUUGGUGAGUGUUGUUUCCUCUGCGCGCUCUAUUUAUUUAUUUAUUAUCAGUGACCCUGACCACAUAGUGUGAUAGGUGCAGCAUUCUUCCCUGUGGGAAAGAAUUAAAGAUGGUUCCAUUUCCUAGGCUACAGACAGGAAUGGGGCUCUAAAUGGUUUUCAUAGACUGGCUGUUAAAGGCCAAAAUUUUUGGUAAAUCAAUGCUGUAUUAUGCUCUUGAACUAUUAAACAGCCAUAAUUAUUGUCCCAAGAUAGAAUAUAGUCCUUUUUCAAAGAUUAUACAUGGCUAGGUGACAGACUCUGAUAAAUGAUUGACUCUGGAUAGUAAGUCAUACCUUCGCUCUGUGGACUUGAUGGUUCUUUGCAUAGAGCAAACAGAGCAUGGCAUUUUGUUUUGACCUGUUCUUCCUUGGAGUCAAAUUCAUAUACAUGUAUAUAAAUUUUGGUUUGGGCAACCAAGAUCUAAUUAAACAAAACCCAGGUGGGCCAUG
Molecule: messenger RNA, 4785 nt
Organism: Mandrillus leucophaeus (drill)
Lineage: Eukaryota; Metazoa; Chordata; Mammalia; Primates; Cercopithecidae
Gene: ZRANB1
Product: zinc finger, RAN-binding domain containing 1
Exons: 10
Coding region: 135-2339 (734 amino acids)
Biological process (GO): protein deubiquitination involved in ubiquitin-dependent protein catabolic process; protein K29-linked deubiquitination; positive regulation of Wnt signaling pathway
Cellular component (GO): nucleus; cytoplasm
Molecular function (GO): cysteine-type deubiquitinase activity; K63-linked polyubiquitin modification-dependent protein binding
Source: RefSeq, a predicted model, not a curated record